CUCACUAUUCGAUCUCCAUUUUCCCCAUAAAUAGGCAACUACUAGUGCUUCCAAAAUUCACACUACGCACUACUCUACUACAAUUUCUCCACCGCUCCACGCUCAGCACUUGAUCAAAGCGAUUUCAGUUCCUUCUCUCUCUCUCUCUCUCUCUCUCUCUCUCUCUAGUGUCUUUGAUCAAGAUGAUGGCGGCUCCUCUCAGUUUGCCGCCGUGGGCAGUGGGGCCAGAGGAUGUUCCAUCGCUGCCAAAAUCGAAGGUGUUGGAGAUCUUGGAUUCCGCUCUCACCAUCGCCGCCCUACAUUGGCCCGACGAGCUCUCCGCCCGCCAAACCCACAUCCUCCACAACCUGGACAAGGCUUUACAGCAGCAGCAAGCCUCUACAAUCCCUAAGAAGAAUAAGAAGAAGACGGUCCGGAACCCUAAUCCGCCUUCAAGAAACAACAUUACCAUCACUGUCGACCUUCGCCGCUCACCCAACACAGCAAAGGAAGAUGUCGUUGUUUCAAAGCCGCCACCGACAGCAGCAGCGAAGGAUGAUGAUGAUGCGGCGUCGACCUACGAGCGGAAGUUGGAGAUGAGCAAAAGGAAGUUGGAGAAAGGAUACGCGGCGCAUGAGGAGGCCAGGAACAGGAAGCGCUCCAAGGUCAUUGACUUUCACUUGCCCCCCGGACCCACCACCAAGAAGACGAAGACGAGCCCGAGCCUGGCUGAAGAAGCAACUGCAACGGCGACACGGGUGGUGGCGAAAACGAAGGCCAAACCGAAGCCGCCGCGGUGGUGGACCCGCCUGAAGAACGAGCGCGACGACGCUCGCAUCCGGAAUUUGGUACAUUCCGAGAUUCGGGAGCAACAACGACGCCACUGUGGCAGCGAGCUGGAAAUCUACAGCUAGUGUCUCUAUUAUGUGCCCCAGUAGUAACUGCAUACUUAAUCAGUUAUUUGUUAAACUUCCUUGUAGGCUAUACCUUUCGCUUUUAUUAUGUGCAUCUAAUCUACUAAUUCAGAACUGAGAUAACUCUCUGUUUCCUUCUGUACUUGUGAGAUUAUAAAUUUAUGAUUAUUUU
This is a messenger RNA of Linum trigynum, 1065 nucleotides long. The record is from the annotation of a GenBank genome assembly. NCBI's taxonomy places the organism in Eukaryota, Viridiplantae, Streptophyta, Magnoliopsida, Malpighiales, Linaceae.